CUCUUUUGCAUCUAUAAAGUCGGAGUUUAACCUACUUGCUGUAGACACAGCGGAGCGCCAAGCGCUGGUGUGCGCCCGAGGGAAUUGAUGCAACCAAGCUGUCGGGUUUGGGGUUGCAAGCGAGCGCCCGGGCUGACUCGGUAGGCAAGGCAGAGGGCGAACGGCGCCAAAGCGACACGCGUCCGAGCUCCCACUGCCCGCUUUUGUUGUGUUGCGAACCUCUCUUCGGAUAGCCGCCGCCUUCGGGGUGCCCACGUUGCCAUGGCAGAUCACAUGAUGAUGUCGAUGAACCACAGCGUGAACGGGCUGCAGGGCUAUCGGAUGGGGGUGAACGCGCUGCAGGGCCCUCCCCAGCACGGACAGCACAUGCUAAGGACGAUACCUGCCAACCACCAGAUGAUGCAAUAUGGAAACCCCAGCCUGGACGCGGGUAUGAGGCAACGACCGGGCAUGAGCGGACAGAUGGGGCAUCACCAGGUGCCGAAUGCCAUGAUGUUCAGCAACCCUAACCAGCAGCAGCAGCAAUACAUGGGACCUGUAGGCACUCAGCAACUUAUGGCCAGCAUGCACCUGCAGAAACUCAACACCCAGUACCAGGGCCAUCCGCUCAUGGGCAUGAGCAAUGGGCCCGUGGGAACAGGUGCACAGCAAUACAGAGUGGGACCCGGCCAGCACCCUGGCAUGCAGCAUAUGCCCUCACCUGCUUUGACCUUGAAUGUUAUGGACACCGAUCUUGUCGACGAAGAGGUUUUGACCUCCUUGGUCAUGGAACUGGGUUUGGACCGAAUUCAGGAGCUGCCGGAACUUUUCCUGGGACAGAACGAGUUUGACUUCUUUUCGGACUUUGUCAGCAAACAGCAGCCCAGCGCCAUCAGCUGCUGAGCAGCUGGAAGCGGGUGCUCCCUUCCCCACUCCACCCGAUGGCUUGAUUUCCACACACCUCCCGACUUUUCCCUUUUGUGUGUCCCCCUUUCCUGCACAAAUGCAUAUAGGCAUUCUCAGCUAUCCCUCAUCUUGUCUCCUAAUACACAACAGACAAUCAUCAGAGGCUUGCACUGCGUUGCUCCUUCGGGGGAGGGGGGGAGGGGUUGGGUUUUUUUUUUAACCUCUUGCACUAUAGUAAGCAGGAGGCUUUUUGCAGCUCUGAACGGAAACUGAAGACCCGGCCUUGUUCAAGGAUCGUUCGCUUGGCAGCUAUAGAAUCUCAGUCUCUGGGAAAAAGGAAAUGGGCCUUCUGCAAAACUACUGUCUGUUGUGUCCAGACCACCGAGGAAAGGGUUGGGCAGGCAAACUUGGAUCAUAUGGUUGGCUGUUUUCAGUGAAGUUGGCAAGCUACUCAGAACUCCCCAACACACAAUGGCUUUUGUAUUUUGAAUGGUUCUCCAAUCAUAAAGGGUGUAUGAGUGGGAGGUGGUAGGACAUGCCCCUUCAAUACUGUGAAGUUAGCAGGAUAGCAACCAGUUCUUUCCCUUUUGAGUCAGAGGUCUCUUCCUUCGGAUGUUCUUCUUUUAUACCCUCUUUCAAAUCAACCUGGGUUUGGCAGAUAUCCUAAUGACCGCCCCUCCCCACAUGUAAGUGACCAACCUGCAUCAAACUUGGGUCACCUUGAUAUAAAAGAAAAAUAAAUUUUAAAAAUUGGCUCAGCUAAUUCCCUAUAAAAGCAUAGGACUCCCAGGCAAUCACAAGCAUAAGCUUUAAGCUGCCACUUACAACUACUUUUUCUGCCUCUGAAAACAAAAGUCCUUGUAAUCCUAGAUUUCUGAUAGUUUAAAAAUCUCAUGGUUUUCUCCCCCCCCCACCCCCCCCCAAUCUUUAUUUGAAAGAACUGGAUUGAUUUUUCUUUUAUUGGGAAUGCAUGCAAGCUUCUAUCCCAACAGUGUUUUUAAUAACCAUGGGGGAAAGUAUUUUUAAAACUAUGACUGCAAACAAGAUCCUUUAGCGUUCUGACACACUUUUCUUUCUCCUGGGGUUUGAUUUGAAAGACUAGUUUUACUUAUGAUUUUGUGUUUCUCAGAAGAAGAAAAGCAUUCAGCGUGACUGGCAGCUCGCUUCUCUUUCAUGUUUCCAAAAGCGUCUGGGAAAGCCGAAUAGUCUAUGGUCUGUGCACCGACUCUGAAGUUGCUACUGCCCCCUGUUGUUGAGAGCGCAUAGCAGCACGUCAUUGUUGAUCAAUGAAGUGUGCAUGUACAGAUAUCAAUGAUUUCCCCUUCCCCCCCCCCAACAAACAAUAAAAGCUAAACCUCAAACUGAA
Molecule: messenger RNA, 2251 nt
Organism: Heteronotia binoei (common prickly gecko)
Lineage: Eukaryota; Metazoa; Chordata; Lepidosauria; Squamata; Gekkonidae
Gene: CITED4
Product: Cbp/p300 interacting transactivator with Glu/Asp rich carboxy-terminal domain 4
Exons: 2
Coding region: 262-882 (206 amino acids)
Biological process (GO): regulation of DNA-templated transcription
Cellular component (GO): nucleus
Source: RefSeq, a predicted model, not a curated record